Messenger RNA from Aspergillus steynii IBT 23096, 2123 nucleotides. Its product is annotated as MFS transporter. The transcript is spliced from 5 exons. Gene Ontology annotation, molecular function: transmembrane transporter activity. Lineage: Eukaryota; Fungi; Ascomycota; Eurotiomycetes; Eurotiales; Aspergillaceae. The record is from RefSeq and is a predicted model, not a curated record. Gene Ontology annotation, biological process: transmembrane transport. The coding region runs from base 368 to 2017 and encodes 549 amino acids.
AACAGUCCAGCAAAACAAGCUCCGGCAAAGUCUGAGCAUGCCGACUAUCCGACCGGCGAGGAUCCACCGGCGUCCAAACCGCGGAAUUGAGCCACGGUGGACUGCCAACCCGACCGAUCGAUUGGCUCUAUUCUUCCGACCCCAAUUCAAUGGCUGCUUUUUUUUUCUUCUUUGCUCCCUGCUUGGACAGCGCAUUCGGACGCUAUGUCGCCAGAGCCAGUCAUAAGACCGAAUAUCUUCCGUCAUAAGGGUCGGGUGAAGACGCCAUCGUCGGCUUCUUAACCUCGGGAAGACGCUUCUUUUUCUACGACUUUUCCUCCCCUGUCGGUCUUUUUCCCGCCGCGACAAGCUUUUCUCGGUCGGCAUCAUGAGUCAAUGCUCCGAAAAGUCGGAUCCCGACCUCGAGCGAUCGUCGGUUGACGCCGUCGACGAUCGUCCGGGCGACACCGCGCACGAGCUCGAGCUCGAGCGCAUCCAUACCUAUCGGCUGCAGCAGCAACAGACCGUGGGAUCGACUCGCAGUCGCACGCCGCGCGACCGAUGGCUGCCCAUGGGCGCCGGCAAACCGUAUCCGCCGUCGCUGCCGGAGUCGGAGGGAUUCGUCGUCGAAUUCGAGGGCGCCGACGAUCCAAUGCACCCGCAGAAUUGGCCCAUGAAGAAACGAGUGACGAUCGCCUCGCUGUUGACCUUCUGUGCCCUGGUUACGGCCUACGCCAGCGCCGUCUUCGCUACGGCCGGCCCCGGCGUUAUGAAGGAGUUUGGAUUCGGCAAGGAGGUCGCCGCCCUGGGCACGACGCUGUACGUCCUGGGUUUCUCGGGCGGUCCCACGAUCUGGGCGCCCGCCUCGGAGCUGAUCGGCCGGCGAUGGCCGCUGAUCAUCGGCAUGCUGGGCUUUGACAUCUUCACGAUCGCCUGCGCGACGGCCAAGGACACGCAGACGGUCAUGCUGACCCGCUUCUUCUCGGGCUUCUUCGCCGCCAGCGUGAUCGCGCUGGUGCCGGCCAGUCUGUCGGACCUGUUCAACAAUCACCAUCGCGGCAUCGCCAUCGCCAUGUACACCAUGAGUGUCUUCACCGGCCCUUUCACGGCGCCCUUCGUGGGGGGCUUCACGGCCGAAAGCCACCUGGGCUGGCGCUGGACGCUGUACGUGCCCGCAUUCGUAGGAUUCUUCAGUCUGAUCCUGAUGGCGCUGUUUGCGCAGGAGACUUACGCCCCAGUGGUGCUAUCGCACAAGGCCAGCAUCCUGCGGCGCCAGACGCGCAACUGGGGUAUUCACGCGCGGCAGGAUGAGUUGGAAGUCGAUUUCCGCGAGCUGGUCACCAAGAACCUGGCCCGUCCUUUUCGCAUCCUCUUCACCGAGCCGAUCGCCUUUCUCCUGACCUUGUAUAUGUCGUUUAUCUAUGGGCUGGCCUAUGCCCUUCUGUCGGCCUACCCCAUUAUCUUCCAGGGCGUGCACGGCAUGGGCCUCGGCGUCGGCGGACUGCCGUUCAUCGGCUUGGUCUUGGGCGAGAUUGCCGGAAGCACGUUUGUGCUGUCGCUGCAGCCCGCGUAUGCACGCAAGCUGGAGGCGAAUAACAACGUGCCCGUGCCCGAGUGGCGUCUGCCGCCGUGCAUCGUGGGCGGCGUGGCGUUUGCCGGCGGCUUGUUCUGGUUCGGCUGGACAGGCUAUAACCCGUCCAUCCACUGGAUGGCGCCCACGGCAGCCGGCGUGCUCGUGGGGUUUGGCAUCACGUCGAUCUUCAUGCAGGGGUUCAACUACCUGCUGGAUUCGUAUUUGAACUUCGCCGCCUCGGCGUUCGCCGCCAAUACGAUGAUGCGUUCGAUGGUCGGCGCCUGCUUUCCGCUCUUCACGCGUCAGAUGUUCAAUAAUCUGGGCGUACAGUGGGCCGGCACGUUGCUGGGCUGCAUCGCCGUCGUGAUGAUUCCCAUCCCAGUGCUGUUUCUCAUCUUUGGGCCGCGACUGCGCCGGAAGAGUCGGCUGGCACCGUCGGGCGAUGACGGCGUCAAGCGGGCAUAACGCUGCAUGGAUCGAGAUCCCGGAUUCGCCGGGAUCGGAUGAGAAGAUCGAAUAAUCCCCUAAUGUGCAAUAAUAGACUAGAAGAUAGACCAUACAUAGGAGACAG